AUGAAUGAAACGUCAGACUCCGCUAUGAUGGGCGAAACGAAGAUGGAAAAUGAAGGAAACUCCCUCAGUACAUCACAUGUGAAAACUUCUCUCUUCUCUGCAAUUCGCGAAAAAUUACGACACGCGAAGUUCAAACAUUCGAAAACUGAAACGACAAACAUCCCAGAGAUCGGAAUAUUCCGCUUCACAGAUCUACCAAUCGAGAUCCAAUUCAAGAUUCUCCAUCUGACCUACGAACCUCAAAAGAUCGUUAUCUGGAGAAUUCACAACAGUUUCGCUGGCAACAUCCCUCGGAACCUAACACCUGCGCCAGUGGCACUGCAAAUAAAUCACGCCCUUCGAAUGGAAGCUAUGAAGUACUACGAGCUGUUGAAGUACGAAGGACCACCUGGCAAGAGUUUUGAAAAAUGGCCACGGAUCUAUAUAAAUAUGGACAUGGACAGGCUCACGUUGGGUCUGCGAAGUGCUCGGCUGAAUACCCUGAGUAACCACCUUGUGGGAUUGACACACCGAGUUGCUCGGGAAGCGGGAACAAGUCCGUCAACAGGGGAGCCUAUACCUUUAACCUUUCCCAAGUAUCUCCCUCUGCUAUCAUUCGUCAACUUUAUUUCGGCAGACCAGCGGAGACGUCUCAUCGUACUAUUCCAGGACCUCACGGCGGAUCUCCUUGUCGAAAUCAUGUGUUCUCCUUUCGAGCAUGAACUGAACAAACUUCUAGCCAAAACGAGAGGCCUUAUGUGGAUUAUGAGCGAAAAAAGUAAGAGCCAUAACGAGGAUUUUGUGAACAUGCUGGUUGGCUUGAAAGAAGAGCAAAAACAGAAGGAUAACCCUCCGGAUCACCACGUCAUAGUAACAGCUGGACGGCUCAACCUGGGAAUAGGUUUCGUUUCUCGACUGCCAUAUAUAAUGAAGGAAUAG
Messenger RNA from Glarea lozoyensis ATCC 20868, 918 nucleotides. RefSeq lists its product as uncharacterized. The transcript has a single exon. The record is from RefSeq and is a predicted model, not a curated record. NCBI's taxonomy places the organism in Eukaryota, Fungi, Ascomycota, Leotiomycetes, Helotiales, Helotiaceae. Bases 1 to 918 code for a protein of 305 amino acids.